Messenger RNA from Serpula lacrymans var. lacrymans S7.9, 4340 nucleotides. RefSeq lists its product as uncharacterized. Lineage: Eukaryota; Fungi; Basidiomycota; Agaricomycetes; Boletales; Serpulaceae. The record is from RefSeq and is a predicted model, not a curated record. The transcript is spliced from 29 exons. The coding region runs from base 81 to 4340 and encodes 1419 amino acids.
AUGGCAGCACUGGUAAACCUUCUUAUCCAAGUCACUGCCACGACAGGUUCUCAGAUCAACGAGAAGGAUCAAGUGCCAAAAUGGGAUGGUCACGUAUCCAGCGGGUGUGCUGGCAGGGGUUUAGCUUCAAGAUCUCCAACAUGGAAGGAACAGUUUUAUCUGGUAGCACACAGGUGUUCCAUCAAGUUUGUACCUGUGGAAGGUCCUUUUUGCACAUAGCUGCAUUCAGCAAACACCAGAAAAUGUGCCUCAAAGGCAAAAAGCGACUCUCUAGUGUACUCUCUAGGGCAAAAGAAGCUUUUCAGCAGAAAAAAAGGCGUACACUAGAGAACAAUGAUCCAUCAAGACAAUUUCACAAUGAUGUUAGCGGGCCUCAUAUGGACGUGGACUCCAGCAAUCAAGAAGGGUUGACUGGAAAUUCGGAGUCUCAAACUGCUGCGAUGGAUCCCAAUAUGGCUUUUGUUGCAGAGGUAGAUGACCGGCCUUUGGCACAGCGUCGAUCUCGCAGGCUUGACCGUCGCCUUCCUCAACAAUUCAAAGAUUUUUUACCAGAACCACUGUCCCCCCUUCCUCCUCAUUCCGUCAUCACCUCUCCCUUGGAAGACAACAACAAAUCUCAUGCUAAUCAGGCCUCAAUGUCGGAUUCUGAUAGUGCCCUUUUAUCUGACUCAACCCCCAGUUCUUGUCCCCAGUCUUUUGGAAGUCCAGACUUUCAACCUGAAGAUGUUUGCAAUGUUAACUGGCGUAAUAUUAACAAGAAACUUGGGACAACUGACCUUGACAGGGAUGAGAGUUGGCUAGAGGAAGAUGCUGGAUGGCAGAAGACUCCAGUAACUAUCACUGUUCCCUUCCAUACCAGGUCUCAAAAUCCCGGGCCCUGCGAACGUCGUGUAGUGGACUUGUAUCACCGCUCUCUUGUGUCCUUGAUCCGUGAAAAGCUUGCGAACCCACAGGAUGAUCGUCAUUUUCACCACGAGCCGUACCAACUAUUGUGGUGUCCACCUCAUCAGUCUGGCGAAAGCCAUGUAUACGGUGAGCUAUACACCUCGGAUGCAUUUUUAGAGGCCCAUAAAGAUCCGCAAAAUUCACCUCCAGAGCCUAGCUGCAGCUUGCCACGUGUUGUCGCAGCACUUAUGCUAUGGUUGGAUGCUACACAUUUAACCUCCUUUGGCAACUCAAAGCUAUGGCCUCUCCACGUGUAUUUUGGUAAUGAAUCAAAGUAUCGGCACUCCAAGCCUUCAUGUAAUCUCUGCAAUCAUGCAGCCUACUUCGAGAGGCUGCCUGAUGAAUUCAAAGAUUUUGCCACCAAACAUGUGGGCAACAAGCUGAGCGACGCCUUUUUUACACAUUGUCACCGUGAGCUAUUUCAUGCUCAAUGGAAUGUUCUUCUUGAUGAAGAAUUUUUUGAAGCAUACAAACAUGGUAUUGUCAUCAUGUGUUGUGAUGGGGUGUUGCGAUGUUUCUAUCCACGCAUCUUCACAUACUCUGCAGACUAUCCAGAGAAGGUACCUACUCUAAAUGCAUUCUCAAACAAGCUUGGUCCAUUUGGGUUCAAUGUGUAUUCCAUUCUUGUUGUUGACCUCAUGCACGAGUUCGAACUUGGGGUAUGGAAAUCCAUUUUCAUACAUCUGCUAAAGAUCCUUGAAUGUGUGAAUACUUGCCCCGUCGAUACAUUGGAUAUGCGUAACUCUGAGAUGAAAAAGAUGGCGGCUCACAAUUUUGAGGAUUUUUUGCAGUGCGCAAUCCCUGUGUUUGAAGGCCUACUACCAGAGCCAUAUAACACAGUAAUCCUUCAUUUGCUGUUUUGUCUUGUUCACUGGCAUUCUCUUGCCAAAUUACGGAUGUAUACUGACUACACGAUCACCAUUCUAGAAAAAGCAACCAAAGUCUUUGGGGAGGGACUACGCAAGUUUGCCAGUGAAACAUGCCCUGCAUUCUGCACUCGAGAACUUCAGCGAGAAGCUAAUGCUCAACAGUGCCGCCAGAUCCAGGAAGCAUCAAAUAACAAAUCUUCCAAUGCUGCAACCGCCAGCAAUGCUGUCCCAGAUACUAGAUGUCGGCCCAAAACUUUCAACCUACGAACUUACAAACUUCAUGCCCUUGGAGAUUACCCUGCUCAAAUCCGGCGUUUUGGCACUACAAAUGUGUACUCUACAGAGCCAAACAUUGCAUGGGGAAGUCUUGAUAUACCAGGACUAGUUGAGUAUAUCAAACAACUCACAACAAACCUUCAGUCUGGCAUGGUGGACACCUCUAUAUCGGCCGAUCUGCUCCGAUAUAGUGCCAGCACAAUGCUGGGGCAUAUUGUCUUCAAGAAUGACCGUAUAAACAACCAUAAGAUCCUCCGCAUCAACUACACGACCUACAACAUUCAGCAAGCCCAAGACGUAAUCAAUCCUCAAACAAACUAUUGCAAUAUUAUGUUGCUGGCUUACCCCGACUCUAGCUCAUCAUCAGCACACCCCUUUUUGUAUGCUCAAGUCAUAGGGAUCUACCAUGCAAAUGUAAUUUCCAUUGAUUCUACCAACAUUGACUAUCGACCCAGACGGAUAGAAUUUUUAUGGGUGAGGUGGUAUGAGCUUCAAGCUUGUGAGCCCCAUCAACUUGCUACAUUGUGCUUUGUUCCUAUGGCCGACAAUGAUGUGUUUGGCUUUGUUGAUCCCACCGAUGUGCUUCGUGCUUGUCAUCUUAUCCCUGCCUUUGCCAGGGACAAAUCAUGCCCGGAUGGUGUUGGUUUGUCAAGAUGCGCGCGAGAUGGUCAAGACUCAAAAUUAUAUUAUAUCAACAGGGUCUUGCCGUUGGACACAUUUACACUCAGGGUAUUUUUAUCCGGUCAUCACAGGCUACUGACAUGCCGGGCAUGGAAUGUCAUCCACAUACUCAGAGCACCUCCACGUAUCAUUCACAGGAUUGUCCCUCCUAAAACCUGUUUCAAUGAUUCUGGCAUGGCUGACAAAAAUAUUGAUGAUGAGGAUCCAGAACUGAGCUUAGCAAAUUGCAAAAGGGAAGGUUGGGACUUGGACGACUUGAACGAUACAGCAGCAGGGGAGGAUGCUGAAGACAAUAUGCUGGCACAUGAUUUGGAGAUGUUUGAGAUCUGGCUGAUCCUCAAGGAUGGAGAUCAGCGUAUUUGUUCCUGCAUUGCUGGAUUCAAGCACAUGGGUGUGACUUUCUAUCAUGUUCAAGGCAGCCCAACAAACUGGCAUAAUUUCGAGUUUUUGUUUCACCAAAAUGCAAAAGGUGAUAGGGUUAGUCAGCUCAGGCUGAGGUUUUUAGGUGGUUGGACUAACUGCGCAUUACGGAGCCAAGUAACAGGCCUUUCUCGGGUCCCCGAAUUCACAAGUAUCAUUUUCAAGCACAGCCCAGACCUUCAAGAUAAUAGAAUCUAUCAAGCUCAAAUUGUAAUUGCUAGUAUGCAGCCUCAAUUUCUCAAACUGGAUAGCUUCGGAUGGUUUCAGAUUUGUGGACCAACCAAGCUCUUUGAGUCGCACAUCUUGGACGAAUACUACUACUCAAAAAUGCAGCAGGCGACUGAGCACAUUGGAAUUGGAUCCUCAAAAAAAAGUAGCCUUAUUGAAAAUGCCAUUGAAAGGAUCGCAUCAGAUGAACCUGACGAGAACUUAACUGCAGAAGACAGGGCGGAACAGCGUAUAUUCAAAGGAUUGUUGAAGCUUGUUCCAAGCCUGGAGAGGCGUCUGAUGGCUACGGAAACUACAGAAGAAGAUAUCAUUGUGAUUGCAGAUAUGAUCCAGAAAGGCGCAAAUGGGGCCAGGUCUGAUGACACCAAAGGUCUCAAGUCUGCUGUAAUUGACUGGAUUACCCCCAAAGGACAGACUCUUUCACCUCACAUACAUCGCAAUGUAAAAGCAAACCAUGAACGAACCGGGUUUCUCCUUUGUCCUGCAGGAUUGGAUUGGUCUGAUGAAAACACCAAGACAAAAUUAAUGACUGGGCAGAUUCAAGUUCUGGGUGACCAGUGGCCUAUUAUGCUUUAUGCAAACUACUCUUACAACGCAGAAGACUCCUGGAAUGGCUUGCUCAGAAGCAGUCUUCUUGUCAAUGCUUUCAAACACAUAUUCACAUCAUGUUCUGGAAACGCACGUAUACACGUCACCAACUCCGAACGGUUCUACAACAGUAUCCUUGUCUUGCUGGAAUAUCCCAAAGAGAAGGAAGAAGUCGAUCAACUGUUGGCGUGGUGGAACAGGCAAAUUUUCCCGGUCUAUGCAACUCCCGAAUGUUUGGCAUCCAAGGACAGCGCGUUGGCAAGGAUUAGAGAAAGGUGGGAAGCUUUGAAGAGGUCUCAAAAUGGAGAGGGAUCUCAUACCACAUUUGAUUGA